Gracilinanus agilis (Agile Gracile Mouse Opossum) is the source of this 3309-nucleotide messenger RNA. Its product is annotated as zinc finger protein 271-like. The coding region runs from base 1 to 3309 and encodes 1102 amino acids. NCBI's taxonomy places the organism in Eukaryota, Metazoa, Chordata, Mammalia, Didelphimorphia, Didelphidae. The record is from RefSeq and is a predicted model, not a curated record. The transcript is spliced from 5 exons.
AUGCUGGGUACCCCUGCCGGCCACUUAGGGCCGCUGGUGCCCGGCCUCCGCUUUGCAUCCGUGGCCGAGACUAGCCGAAGGCGUGGGGCCCGCCGAGGCCGAGCCCUUUGUAUGGUACUGGCCCCCGAGAUUCGGGAGUCCCCGGCUCCCUCGGACGUGCUGGGAAUGAUCUCUGCGGCCGCGGAGCUGCGAGGAUUUCGGAAGCGUCGCCUCCCAAGCCCGGGCUCCAUCCCCGGCGGCGAACGCAGCUUUCCUAGCUUCUCGGGCCUCGCAGCCCCCCUCGGUCCCCAGGAGAAGCGGCUCGUCCUGGGAGCGGGCGUCGGGGUGAAGCGAGAGGCAGCCACCUUUGCUGACCACAGCUUCCCGGGCUUGGAAGACAGCAGCAGCAGCAGCAGCCGCCUGGGAAAGAAGGUGAGGUCUGGCGGCCUGAUGGAGAAGCCCAGGAGCCCCAGCAGUGAUGACAUCAGGACAAAUGUGAGACUGGUCAACAUCAUGUGCUUCCUUUAUGUCAGCAAUAUCUACAGCUGUUUGCAUCAACUCAUUCCCCAGGAAAUUGGGAAAAGUGAGAGUCAGAAAAAAAGGCAGCAGGUGAAGCUGGGAAGUAAUGUGAGAAAAAUCACCAAACACCAGCAGAUUCAGGCUGGAGACAACUGUUAUAAAUACAAUGAGUGUGGUAAAACCUUUGGUCAACUCUCAAACCUUGUGGACCAUAAGAAGAUUCCUAGUGGAGAGAAGCCUUUUAAAUGUACUGAAUGUGAGAGAGCAUUCACUUGCAUCUCAAGACUUAAUCGACAUCAGAAGAUUCAUACAGGAGAGAAGCCUUACAAAUGCAACGAAUGUGGGAAAACGUUCAUUCAGAGCUCAAAUCUUAUCCGACAUCAGAUGGUUCAUACUGGAGAGAAGCUUUUUAAAUGUAACAAAUGUGGGAAAUCUUUCACACGCAAUUCAAGACUUAUUCGACAUCAGAAAAUUCAUAUUGAAGAGAAGCCUUACAUAUGUGAUGAGUGUGGGAAAGCCUUCAUUCAAAGCUCAAAUCUUACUCGACAUCAGAAGAUUCAUACUGGAGAGAAGCCUUACAAAUGUAAUGAAUGUGGGAAAAUAUUCACUCGCAAGUCAAGACUUAUCAGACAUCAGAAGAUUCAUACUGGGGAGAAGCCUUACAAAUGUAAUGAAUGUGGAAAAACUUUCAUUCAAAGCUCAAAUCUUAUUCGACAUCAGGUGAUUCAUACUGGAGAGAAACCUUAUACAUGUAGUGAAUGUGGGAAAGCCUUCAUUCAGAGUUCAAAGCUUGUUAGGCAUAAGAUGGUUCAUACACGGGAAAAGCAUCAUAAAUGGAACAAAUGUGGGAAAGCCUUCAUUCAGAGCUCAAACCGCAUUAUGCAUCAGAUGAUUCAUAUGGGAGAAACGCCUUAUAAAUGUAGUGAAUUUGGGAAAGCCUUCAGUCAGUGUUCAAACCUUACAGAACACAAGAAGAUCCCUACUGGGGAGAAACAUUUUAAAUGUAGUGAAUGUGAAAGAGCUUUCACUUGCAUCUCAAGACUUAAUCGACAUCAGAAGAUUCAUACGGGAGAGAAGCCUUAUAAAUGUAAUGAAUGUGGGAAAACUUUCAAUCAGAGUUCAAAUCUUAUUCGACACCAGAUGAUUCAUACUGGAGAGAAGCUUUAUAAAUGUAAUGAAUGUGGGAAAGCCUUCACUCGUAAGUCAAGACUUAUUCGACAUCAGAAGAAUCAUACUGGAGAGAAACCUUACAAAUGUGAUGAGUGUGGGAAAACCUUCAUUCAGAGUUCAAAUCUGAUUCGACACCAGAUGAUUCAUAUUGGAGAAAAGCCUUAUAAGUGUAAUGAAUGUGGGAAAGCAUUCAUUAGAAAGUCUCACUUGAUCCUACAUCAGAGAACACAUAUUAGAGAGAAGCCUCAUAAGUGUAGUGAUUGUGGGAAAGCCUUCAUUCAAAGCUCAGAUCUUGAUAGGCACCAGAGAAUUCAUACUGGAGAGACACCUUAUAAAUGUAGUGAAUGUGGGAAACCUUUCUUCACAAACUCAUCCCUGGUUCGGCACCAACGGAUUCAUACUGGAGACUUGAAAGACAUAAAGACAGAAGCAGCUCCAAAAGAGACCUUUCCUGGAGAAGAAUCAAGGGCUGAAAGUGAGAGCCAGGAAAAGACUCCAGAGGUAAAACAUAAGUGGAAUUUGAGAAAAAGGAGCAAUCACCAGAAGAUUCAAACUGAAGACAAAAUUAAUCAAGAUGAGGAAUGGGAGGAAGACUCCAGUCAAGAUUCAAACUUUUCUGAACAUCACAAAGACCAUAAGGUUGAGAAGCUCUAUAAAUGUAAAGAAUGUGGGAAAACAUUCACUCGCAAGUCAAGAAUUAUUCGACAUCAGAAGAUUCAUACUGGAGAGAAGCCUUAUAAAUGUGAUGAGUGUGGGAAAGCCUUCAUGGAAAGCUCAACUCUCAUUUUACAUCAGAGAAUUCAUACUAAGGAGAAGCCUUAUAAAUGUAAUGAAUGUGGGAAAGCUUUCACUCAAAACUCCACACUUGUUAUGCACCAGAGGAUUCAUACUGGAGAGAAGCCUUAUAAAUGUAAUGAGUGUGGGAAAGCCUUUAGUCAGAGCUCCAAUCUUAUUGUACAUCAAAAGACUCAUAUUGGAGAAAAGCCUUAUAAAUGUAAUGAAUGUGGGAAAUCCUUCACUCAAAAUUCGACCCUUGUUAAGCACCAGAGAAUUCAUACUGGAGAGAAACCUUAUAAAUGCGAUGAAUGUGGGAAAGCCUUCACUCAAUACUCAACGCUUCUAAAGCACCACAGAAUCCACAAUGGAGAGAAGCCUUAUAAAUGUGAAGAAUGUGGGAAAGGCUUCAGUGAAAGCUCAACUCUUAUUAUACAUCAGAUAAUUCAUACUGGAGAGAAGUCUUAUAAAUGUCAUGAGUGUGGGAAAUCCUUCAUUCAAAGCUCAAACCUUAUUGUACAUCAGAAGAUUCAUACUGGAGAGAAGCCUUAUAAAUGUAAAGAGUGUGGGAAAGCCUUCACUCAAAGCUCAGAUCUUUUUAAACAUCACAGAAUUCAUACUGGAGAGAAGCCUUAUAAAUGUGAUGAAUGUGGGAAAGCUUUCAUUCAGAGUUCACUUCUUAUUAGGCAUAAGAUGAUUCAUACUGGAGAGAAGCCUUAUAAAUGCAACGAAUGUGGGAAAGCCUUCAGUCGGAGUUCAAACCUCGUAGUACAUCAGAAGACUCAUUUUGGAGAGAAGCAUAUUGUAAAAAAUACAGGACGCCCUUCUUGUGAUAUUAAGCAGGAAGAGAUUCAUAUUGGAGAAUAG